GAUAUCCUGCCCCGCCUCCGUCCACGUCCUUCACUUCCGGACGUCAAUUGGGGCCAAACAUCCGGGUUUCUCCCUUUUGCAUUCCGGCUGAUACUACCUCGCCCUCUCUCUUCUCUGGACGUCUUUCUUCUUCACUCAGGCUCAGAUCUCACACUAUUCCCACGCGCGCGAGUUUCAGCGACGGAAAGCCUCGAGGGACAUGGCGGCUACGGCGGCGCCGGCCAGCGGCGUCCGAAAUGGAGCUGGCCCGGAGUGGGGAGGCUUCGAAGAAAACAUCCAGGGCGGGGGCUCGGCUGUGAUUGAUAUGGAGAACAUGGAUGAUACCUCAGGCUCCAGCUUCGAGGAUAUGGGUGAGCUGCAUCAGCGCCUGCGUGAGGAAGAAGUAGAUGCUGAUGCAGCUGCAGCAGAGGACGAGGAUGGGGAGUUUCUUGGCAUGAAAGGCUUUAAGGGACAACUGAGCCGGCAGGUGGCUGAUCAGAUGUGGCAGGCAGGGAAGAGACAAGCCUCCAGGGCCUUCAGCUUGUAUGCCAACAUCGACAUCCUGAGACCCUACUUUGAUGUGGAGCCUGCCCAGGUCCGAAGCAGGCUCCUGGAGUCCAUGAUCCCUGUCAAGAUGGUCAACUUCCCCCAGAAAGUCGCAGGUGAGCUCUAUGGACCUCUCAUGCUGGUCUUCACACUGGUGGCCAUCCUCCUCCAUGGGAUGAAGACAUCUGAUACCAUUAUCCGUGAGGGCACCCUGAUGGGCACAGCCAUUGGCACCUGCUUCGGAUACUGGCUGGGUGUUUCAUCGUUCAUUUAUUUCCUUGCCUACCUGUGCAAUGCCCAAAUCACCAUGCUCCAGAUGCUGGCGCUGCUGGGCUAUGGCCUCUUUGGGCACUGUAUCGUCCUGUUCAUCACCUACAACAUUCACCUUCAUUCCCUCUUCUACCUCUUCUGGCUGCUGGUGGGUGGGCUCUCCACCCUGCGCAUGGUGGCAGUGUUGGUGUCGAGGACUGUCGGCCCCACCCAGCGGCUGCUCCUCUGUGGCACACUGGCUGCUCUACACAUGCUCUUCCUGCUCUAUCUGCAUUUUGCCUACCACAAGGUGGUGGAGGGGAUCCUGGACACUCUGGAGGGCCCCAAUGUCCCACCCAUGCAGAGGGUCCCUAGAGACAUCCCUGCUGUGCUCCCUGCUGCCAGGCUUCCUGUCACUGUGGUCAAUGCCACUGCCAAGGCAAUAGCAGUGACCCUACAGUCACACUGACCCUGCCUGAGACCCUUGGCCAGCCCUGACCCCCGCUCUGGGGCAGAGGGAGAUCAAAGGACGGUACUGAGGACGUGUGUCUCUCUGAUGAGGUCUGCGGCAACCACUGAGCUCUUGCUGCCUAAACACCUCCUGGGCACAGGUCUUGGCUUCUGAAAGGCACAAAGCCAAGAAACUCCUGGCCAGGACUGCAAGCCUUUGCAGCCAGGUGCAGAAUAUGGGUCAGCUCUUCUGAGGCCCUCACCAUCCACCCCUUUUUUCUCUCCCUCCCCCUCUUGUCUUGCUAAAUAUAGACUUGGUAAUUAAACUAUUGAUUGGAGUCUAGAACUCCAGCUCCUGUUCAGGCUUUC
Peromyscus eremicus (cactus mouse) is the source of this 1593-nucleotide messenger RNA. It is a transcript of the gene Yipf3, whose product is annotated as Yip1 domain family member 3. Gene Ontology annotation, cellular component: Golgi apparatus. Bases 200 to 1243 code for a protein of 347 amino acids. NCBI's taxonomy places the organism in Eukaryota, Metazoa, Chordata, Mammalia, Rodentia, Cricetidae. The transcript is spliced from 9 exons. The record is from RefSeq and is a predicted model, not a curated record.